This is a messenger RNA of Cetraspora pellucida, 339 nucleotides long. The record is from the annotation of a GenBank genome assembly. Lineage: Eukaryota; Fungi; Glomeromycota; Glomeromycetes; Diversisporales; Gigasporaceae.
AUGCCAAAAAGCAAUCGAAAAACACCCAAUUCAUUUUUGAUAUAUAGAAAAGAAAAACAGUCUUGGUUACGAAAGAACUAUCCCAGAAUGCCUCAAAGGGCAUUAUCUGGGAUAGUAGCUAAAAUGUGGAAAAGCGAGUUACCCAUUACUCGUGGGAAAUACGAAAGUAUGGCCCUCAGGCUCUCAAUCGAAAACGUUAAUAGAAGCAUAAAUAAUCGACACGUAGUCCCAACGGACUACGUAAAUGGGGCAACUCAUUUUUUUGUAUUAGAAAAUGUAGCUAAAAAAACUUCUAUCGAAGAUGAAUUCGUCAAUAGCAUCUUCGAUUUCGAUGCUUAA